Saxophila tyrrhenica is the source of this 1575-nucleotide messenger RNA. RefSeq lists its product as uncharacterized. The transcript is spliced from 3 exons. Gene Ontology annotation, biological process: transmembrane transport. Gene Ontology annotation, cellular component: membrane. The record is from RefSeq and is a predicted model, not a curated record. NCBI's taxonomy places the organism in Eukaryota, Fungi, Ascomycota, Dothideomycetes, Mycosphaerellales, Extremaceae. The coding region runs from base 1 to 1575 and encodes 524 amino acids. Gene Ontology annotation, molecular function: transmembrane transporter activity.
AUGUCGUCCGACGCAGACGUCGAGAAGCGUAGCAUGAAAGAGCAGCCAAAGAGCGAAGCCGACAGUGUUGUCGCUCCCACUCUGGAUGAGCAAGGGGGUGAAACCAAAGAGAUCAGCGAUAUCGAUGGCGACGAUGCGCUCAAACUGGCUGGAGCCCACGCCCAUCAGUUCGACGAGGCGUACUUCAAACGCCUGCGAUGGAAGAUUGACUUACAUCUCAUGCCUCUGAUGGUCUUCGUAUAUUUCACCCAGUUCCUCGACAAGAAUAUCCUCUCCUACGCCUCCAUCAUGGGCUUCCCGGUGGAUGGAAUCAACUAUAACAACGUCGCUCAGGCUUUCUAUAUGGGCUUCUUAGUCUGGAUGUUCCCUACCCAAUACAUCGGGCAGAAGUUCCCAAUCGCGAAAUACCUCGGCGUCCACAUUAUCCUCUGGGGUGGUCUGGUCAUGGUCCAUGCCGCCUGCGACAAGUUUCCCGGGUUCUACGCUCUGCGUUUCUUCCUGGGAAUGCUCGAGGCCUGCGUCUCGCCCAGUUUGAUCCUCAUCGUCAGUAUGUGGUACAAGCAGAACGAGCGCGCCUUUCGGAUCGGCCUCUUCUACUUCGGCAACCUUUCCACCUCCGUGGUCGGCGGCGGUGUUGCAUACGGCGUGACGUUCUACAGUGGUCCCAUCGCCCCCUGGAGACUGCUCUACCUCAUCCUCGGCGCCCUGGCGGUGUCGUGCGGCAUCCUGGUUGUCAUCUUCCUCCCGGACUCUCCUGUCACAGCCAAGUUCCUCACCCAGGAGGAGCGUAUCGCUGCCCUCGAGCGUGUCCGUCUCGACCAGGCUGGCACCCACAACAAACACAUCAAACGUUACCAGAUCGUCGAGACGUUCAAGGACAUCCGCACAUGGCUGAUGUUCCUUAUUAUAAUGUGCAUCGGUGUGCCAAACGGCGGUCAGUCAGCCUUCAACAACAUCAUCGUCACGAGCUUUGGCUGGACCGAGCGGGAGUCUCUCCUCUUCAACAUGCCGCGCACAGCGAUCGGUGGCUUUGCCGUUGUGGCCGUUGGCUGGUUGUCUGACCGCAUCAAUGACCGCAUGACUCUGAUCAUCAUCUUCACCAUUCCGACGCUCGUUGGCAUGAUCAUCCAGACCACCAUGCAGUACUCUGGACAGAAGGGUGUGCUGUUGUUUUCGCAACUCUUCCAAGAUCUAUCGGCUCCAGGAUUCCCAUUGUGCUACGCCUGGAAUGCCAGCAACUCGGGAGGUCAUACCAAGAAAGUCUCCGUUAAUGCUUUCGCCCUCUUCACAUUCGGCGUGGGCUCUGUCGUGGGCACAUACAUCUUCCUGCCAGAGGACGCUCCCGGCUACAUUCCCGGCAAAGCAGCCAUCGUCGUCCUGACGGUCGUUUUGAUGCUCACCUGCGUUGUAAUGGCCUACGUCAACGUUCGCUGGAACCGCCAGAAGCGCGCCCAGCUCGCCAAGUUGGUCGAAGAGAAUGGAUGGAGCGAGGAAGACGUGAGUCGGGAGAGGGAGAAGGCGGCGUUUCUCGAUCUCACAGACAGGGAGAAUGUGUUCUUCACGUACACGAGAUAG